Molecule: messenger RNA, 3167 nt
Organism: Cuscuta epithymum
Lineage: Eukaryota; Viridiplantae; Streptophyta; Magnoliopsida; Solanales; Convolvulaceae
Source: the annotation of a GenBank genome assembly
GUGGAAACAACAUUCAUCAUAGCAUUUUUGGACUGACAAUCAUCAAUCAUGGAUGAUGGGUUUCAAUCUAGAUAAAACAAAAUUGCAAAUCUGAAAUGCGCAGUCCUUCAUCCAGGAAGAAGUGAUGUAAUAUAUCAUUGGAUACAACAUUAUACAUUAUUUAUCCUCUAGGUUUGUUUACUGCAGACAAAUCUUUCAUAUUAUUUCAUGAAUAACUCGUUAUACUCAUCAGCCAUAAAAGUCAACAAGCUUUGAAGUUCCUUGAUCACCCAAAACAAUUUCUUUUGCUUCAACUCUGUUCCGAUGUAAUCACGUAGGAGUAGUAAUUUUCUUGGGUUCUUCUGAAUUGCUGGAGGAGUUUCUCAAUCUCCACCAAAUAGCUAGUACUUUUGAAUUGAAUUUAUGUUUCCUCUGGUUCCAACUCUUUAGAAGAGAGAAGACAUAUAAUCUAUGUGACGGUCAAAUCAAAUACUGUGAAAAAGAAUUACUCCGUAAUUGUUAACUACCUAUUAUGAAUAAUAUAAAUGUGUACGGUGAUCAUGAUGAAGGUUCUUCAUAGUGCUUCACGAUAGCAAAAUAAAUUUGUAUGCUUUCAAAUCCCUUUUAAGUCAACGAUCGUUGCAUUGAUAUUAGAAUAUCCACGCACUCUCAGAUUCCAUAAAUAAUCUAUAACAUUUCAUGGUGCCAAUAUUAGCUUUUGUACAAUUCACAAUGAACUUUUGAUGGCCAAUAUGCAAACUCUUGUUAACCUUUAGAAAUUGUUUUGCUAAAGUAGAUCGAUAAGUCCGUAUUUCAAGACGUAUUUGAUGCGUGUUAAUAUCGGUUUUCGAUGGUUUUUCUAGUCAUAGGCGGAGCUAGGGAUGAGCCAACCUAGGUCCUGGCUCACCCUAAAUUUUAAAAAUGGCUUAAUUUUUAAGGUAAAAAGUUUUGUGUAAAUUUUUUUUCUAAAAAUAUUCUUUGUACCGGCCUAGUCCGGUCGAGUGUCCUGGCUCCGCUCAUGUUUCUGGCUUAAAUGUGCCGCAAGUCUCAUAAUUAGCUCAAGUCAUAUAUUGUUGGGCUUUGAUUCAUGUUUGGUAAUUUUAGAGUCAAAAUUGGAGAAUUUAGCCCGGCACCGGCACCGCCUUCGCUGUCGUCCAAAAGAUGUUUGCUCAACAACGAGUGCAGGAGUGAAGUAGCUCCCUAUUUCAAAUAGCAGGUAAUCUUCUUCACUUCUUCUUCAUCCUUCUCUUCUUCUCCUCCUCCUUCUCACCAUCUUCAGUGUCCUUGUUUUCUUCUUCUUUGAUUUUGAAUUUUAUUUAUUUAUUAAUUUUGAUUAAUCAGGAAUUUAGGAAUGUCAUAAAAUUAAUGAUAUUUAGAAAAAUGUCACUUCUUCUAUGUCGUUGCACCUAUUAAGAUGAUGAUAUUAUUUUGAAAUUACAAAACUCUAGAAUGUCAUAUUUUAGUCCGUUUCACAAAAUAAUGUCAGUUUUAUGCCACUUACUUUAUAAAGAUGACAUUUUCUUACUGAACUUUAAUUUUGACAUUUUAAUGGCAUUUUCUUACUAACUUUAAUUUAUGCCACUUGAUAUGAAUAAUGGCAUGUUAAUGACAUUUUCUUAUGGACAUAUGACAUUCUCAGAUUGUCAUCCGAUCCUAAUAAAUGUAUUGCCACAAACGUGUCAAUUUUUUCAAAUAAUCAAUAAUUUUGACAUUCUCAUAUUAUAAAAUUGACAUUUUUCCGAAUAAAUAAAACUCAGCCACUAUGGGCGUAUUUGCCCUAUUGACACAUCAGAAGGAAGCAAUGUUGGGCUUAAUGGAAUGUAUAAAUUUAGGAAUUCCAACAAUUUCUUUAAUCGAUACUAAUUGCGACCCCAAUCUAUCAGACAUUUCAAUUCCAGCAAAUGAUGAUGCUAUCUCUUCAAUUCGAUUGAUUCUUAACAAAUUAAUAUUUGCAAUUUGUGAGGGCCAAAUUAAUACUUGCAAUUCCCUCGUUAGCCAAGGGUUUGAUUCUAUUUUUUUGUACAUAAUUUUUAUUUUUUUGUACAUAAUUUUUGAUAAAAGCUCUUAUCUUUUGGUCUUUUUUUUUGAAAAUCAAUAACUUAAUUAUUAUUGAUAAGGGUAACCAGAAACAUAACAAUCAAAACUCGAAUCAUUCCAAUCACAGCGUUCAAUGCUGCACUAGGGUGACACAAAGAACAAAAAAACCAUAUAAAAGCUAUUAUGUUCGCUAACCCCGCAACUAUGUAGACUCGUCCCGCAAUCUGACUGCUCGUGCUACUCGAAAUAGGUCCAGUUUGACCAGCCACCGAAAAAAGGAUGUCUUAAACUUGCCGGUUUUUCUAGCCACCGGUAAGGAGCCAAGUGCAGAAAUUGUUCCGGUUUCACCAGCCACCGGAAAGAAAGCAAUCCAUUAACUCUCAUCUUCCUUGAAAGGCGGUGGUUCGGGGGGGGGGGGGGGGGGGGGAGAUCGGCCUCUAUAUUGAUACAGAAGAAAUCUUGAUUCAUGAUCGAUGGAGAAGUCAAUGCACAUCUCUUACUAACACCCAAGAACACUCGACCGAUGAUGGCGGGGAAUAUAAAUCUGGCGAACGACAUUUCACUACUGAAAAUAAUAUCUCUAGACAACGCUAGAAAAUAGAUGUAUACUUAGAACUGAAAAUAUUAAUCUAACGAAACUUUUUUCAUGAUUGGGAUCAAAAGAAAAUUGAACAAAGAGAGGAAAAGAAGAGGAGGCGGCUAGGUUUUCCCCUUCGCCACUUUUGACAAUAUGAUUAUAAUAAAUUCGUUUGAUUUCACACCCUCUUAUUGUUUGAUCUUCUAAUCCAAAAAAUCCAAAUUAAUAAAUAAAAUCCAUAAAAAUAUUUAGAAUUUAAAAAGGUAGUAGAUGAAUAGGAAAAAAACAGAAAACAGAGUGCCGGAGGUGGAAGAAGUGCACCAGGGGAAGAAGAAGAAAGAAGAGGAGGGAGAAGGGGAGGGGGAGGAGGAGGAGAUUACCUACGGUCGACAGCGGAGGUGCGGUGCGAGGCCAUAGUAGAUGGCGGAGCUGCAGUCCAUUGGAGGAAUGGAUGUGCGCCUGUGCGGAGCUGCUGCGAUGAAUUGCAGUCGAGCGAGAGAAAGUCGAUGAAUUGCAAAUGGAUGUGAAGGGUAGAAUGAUAGUCAUCAAUCCUAUUUAGGGAAUUUAAUCCGUG